CCGCCGUCGCCUUCCCAACGCCGAGCGCGCACCGCGCACCCGCCAUCUUGCUUUCCGCGGCCGCCGGAGCCGAGCGGGCCUGCUGGCGAUGGUUCAUAGAAUCAAAGAAAUCAUUUGAGGAGCGGGAUUGCCCCUCUUUGACUGCCAGGGGUUAUGGCAGGGGGAAGAAGGGGACCUAAUCGGACAUCCUAUUGCCGCAAUCCUCUCUGUGAAACUGGAGCUCCUGGUAGUGCCAGCCAUUCCACAACUUCUUCGGUCACUAGUGUGCGUUCACGUACCAGGAGCGGUUCAGGGACGGGUCUUUCCAGCCCUCCUUUGGCAACCCAGACAGUGAUUCCCCUCCAGCACUGCAAGAUCCCAGAGCUUCCCAUUGAGAGGAGCAUCUUGUUUGAACUCCAGCUCUUCUUCUGCCAUCUUAUUGCUCUCUUUGUCCACUACAUAAACAUCUACAAGACAGUGUGGUGGUACCCACCCUCUCACCCUCCCUCCCACACUUCAUUGAAUUUUCAUCUCAUUGACUUCAAUGUCCUGGCAGUGACCACCAUCGUUCUGGCAAGGAGACUGAUCAUUGCCAUUGUGAAGGAAGUGAAAGAGGCUUCUCAUACUGGCAAGGUCUCCUUGCCACGCUCCAUCUUCCUGGUCACCAUGCGCUUUGCUGUCCUCACUGGGGCAGGUUGGAGCCUGUGUCAGUCGAUAAUUCACCUCUUCAGAUCAUACUCGUUCCUCAACCUCUUGUUCCUGUGUUACCCGUUUGGCAUGUACAUCCCCUUCCUGCAGCUGAACUGCGAUUUCCGCAAGACCGGCCUCUUCUCCCCUGUGGCCAGCAUUGGCCCUCGCGACACAGGGGAUGCUGGCUUGAGGGGGAAGGACUACCUCUCGGUCCUCAAGGAGACCUGGAAGCAGCACACGCGGCAGCUCUACAGCAUGGAGACCAUGCCCACCCACGCCUGCUGCCUCUCCCCAGAUCUGAUCCGCAGCGAAGUGGAGUACCUGAAGGUGGAUUUCAACUGGCGCAUGAAGGAGGUGCUGCUGAGCUCCAUGCUCAGUGCCUAUUAUGUGGCCUUUGUCCCGGUGUGGUUUGUGAAGAGCACUCAGUAUUACGACAAGCAGUGGUCCUGUGAGUUGUUCCUCUUGGUCUCCAUCAGCACAUCUGUCAUCCUCAUGCAGCACCUGCUGCCUGCCCGCUACUGCGACCUCCUGCAUAAGGCCGCGGCGCAUCUGGGCUGCUGGCAGAAGGUCGAUCCAUCCCUUUGCUCCAACGUGCUACAGCAUCAAUGGACAGAGGAAUGUCUGUGGCCGCAGGGGGUGCUGGUGAAACACAGCAAAAACGUCUACAAAGCGGUGGGCCACUCCAAUGUGGCGGUGCCUUCAGACGUUUCCCACUUCCGCUUUCACUUCUUUUUCAGCAAGCCUCUGCGGAUCCUGAACAUCCUGCUUCUCCUCGAGGGGGCCGUCAUCUUCUACCAGCUCUACUCGCUGAUUGUCUCAGAGAAGUGGCACCAGACCAUCUCGCUGGCCCUGAUCCUCUUCAGCAACUACUAUGCUUUCUUCAAACUCCUACGGGACCGCCUGGUGCUGGGGAAAGCUUACUCCUACUCUGCCACCAGAGAGACUGAUCUGAAGCUGAACUGAGGGCAACACACAGAAGGUAAUGGAGAGAAGCACCCCCAAGCAUUGUUGAGGGCCACCCGAGACUGGAUUUAGUGGCCCCUCCGCUGCCUGUACCGCCCUGCAGGAGAAGCGUUGCCUCACUGGGUCGUGGAGCAUGCCAGAGCCGGGGCUUGAGAAUCAUGCGGUCAGGCCGGCCCUGAGCUUUGUAUGUCUUUUUUACCAUUUCUUUUGGUUUGGUUUUGCUUUGGUAAGGAAAAUAUCUUAUUUUUAUACUCUCA
This is a messenger RNA of Candoia aspera, 1889 nucleotides long. It is a transcript of the gene TMEM39B, whose product is annotated as transmembrane protein 39B. Gene Ontology annotation, cellular component: membrane. Bases 154 to 1632 code for a protein of 492 amino acids. The transcript has 9 exons. The record is from RefSeq and is a predicted model, not a curated record. NCBI's taxonomy places the organism in Eukaryota, Metazoa, Chordata, Lepidosauria, Squamata, Candoiidae.